CAGGAUGAUGAAGGGGGGGGCGCUUGGAGAAGGCGGCGGAGCCAAUGCGCAGGAAGGGGCCGAGCAUGUGGGGAGUUGUUUACACCAGCCCGGCCCCGGGAGCUUUAACCCGGCCGCCGGCGAGGAAGGAGGGAGCCACGGCCCCGCCACGCCCGUGGCCGAGAUGGCGAGCGUGCUGUCCAGGCGCCUGGGGAAGCGCUCCCUGCUCGGCACCCGCGUCUCGGCGCCCGACGGGGUGCUGGUGGCCCCCCAAAUCCACGCCUUGCCCGCCGACCUCAGCCGGCCCCUUGCCCCCCUGGCACCCCCAGAGGACGGAUCCUGCCCGCAGGCGGUGGAGGAGAGCAGCCGGGCACCGAGAUUCCCCAGCCCCGGGCACCAUCAGCUGUGCGCCGGGCAGCAAGUUUUGGUCACCUACAGCGGGCAGGAAUUCGCGGGGCUGGCGGAGCAGCACGACCCCCCCAGCGACAAGGUGAAGGUGCUGCAGCCCGAGCAGGGCUCGCACACGUGCUGGAGGAUGCAGGACACGCAGCCAGAUGCCACCGAGGCGCUGCAGAGGUCGGUGUCCAGCAGCAUCGACGUCCCCAAGAGGAAAGACGAUGCGGCCGUGGAGAUGGACGAGAUGGUGGCGGCCAUGGUGCUGACGAGCCUCUCCUGCAGCCCCGUGGUGCAGAGCCCUCCUGCCAGCGACAGCGGCAUCCCCCCCUCGCGGGCAGUGUGUGAUCCCUGGAAGGAGAGCGGCGACGUGUCGGACAGCGGCAGCAGCACCACCAGCGGGCACUGGAGCGGGGGCAGCGACAUCUCCACCCCCUCGCCCCCUCACCCCGAGGGCAGCCCCAAGCACUCCAGCGAGGCCCUGAGCUCCCCGCCGGCUGACGACGGCUUCGAGACCGACUCCGACCCCUUUCUCCUCGACGAGCCGGCUCCGCGGAAGAGAAAGAACUCGGUGAAGGUGAUGUACAAGUGCCUGUGGCCGAGCUGCGGCAAGGUCUUGCGCUCCAUCGUCGGCAUCAAGCGGCACGUCAGGACCCAGCACCUGGGGGACAGCGCCGACUCAGAGCAGCGGAAGCGGGAGGAGGAUUUCUACUACACCGAGGUGCAGGUGAAGGAAGAGCCCGCUCCGGAGACGGUGGCAGCCGCCAGCCCCACGUCCGUAUCCUCAUCCUCUCCCAUCAUCAUCCAGCAAGCCCUGGCCAAACCGGAGGCUCUGCUGCUGGAACCGCCGGCGUUGGAGCCGGCUCUGGCCAGCAGCGCGCUCAGCCAGUCUGCACCCAGCUCCUUCUGGCACAUCCAGGCCGAUCACGCCUACCAGGCCUUGCCCUCCAUCCAAAUCCCAGUGUCCCCCCACAUCUUCACCAGCAUCAGCUGGGCCACCGCCACCUCGACUCUCCCGUCCCUGUCACCGGUGAGGAGCCGGUCGCUCAGCUUCAGCGAACCCCAGCCGCCCACGCCGAUGCUCAAAUCCCACCUGAUCGUCGCCUCGCCGCCCCGCGUGCCCCUCAGCACCAGGAAAGUCCGCGGUGAAGCCAAGAAGUGCCGUAAGGUGUACGGCAUCGAGCACCGGGACCAGUGGUGCACGGCUUGCCGGUGGAAAAAAGCCUGCCAACGCUUCCUGGACUGAGCCUUCCCUCCCUGCUCCUCACCGGGGAGCACCGGAGUCCCUCACUGCUGCAACCAGGGACCUUGGAGGCACCUCCUGGGACUCCAGAAGAGCCCUCCAGAGCUGCGUGUAAAUUCCUCCUUCUGUAUAUUGUACAUCAGCUGGGUUUGCUCUUUUUUUUUUUUAAAAAAAAGAAAACGUUUUCCAAUUAUUUUUUUUUUUAAACGUGAAGAAUUAUCUCCCUCUUGUACAGUCAAAACUGGGGCUGGGAGGAAGAAGCUGGUGGCUCGGCGGGCAGGGGGAGCUCCUAAAAAGGUGAUCUGGGGACCAAAGAGCUUCCUGCAUUUCCCAGGUCAGCACUAAAACCUCCUGAACCGCCGCGCCGGGGCCGGGGCGAGGCGUUGAGGCAGCUUUCCCUGGCUCUUGGCUCCCUAAAAAGUGCAAAUCCCUCGAGUCCUUUAAGGGACGGUGUCGAUAACAAUGAGAGCUUUAAAAAAAAUAAUGCUGUUGGGCUGUUGCUAGCAGGGCAGGGAUGAUUUUUGGGGCAGGAGUCGUGGGUUUCCCUCCCGGGUGCCCGUGUGGAUGUGGGUUUUAUUCGCGUUGUGUCGCACGGGAGCUGUGCCUGUCUGCUUCCAGUUGGUUUGGAGGGAAAAAAAACCUUGUAAUCAGGAAAAUUAUCGGGGUUUUUAAAGCAAAAGCAGCUGUUCCUUCUCAUUCUAGGCUUUGUACCUCUGCUUUGCUCCGUGAAAAUCUCCACCGUGGCCCUCUUUCGAAGCCAGGCUGAACAAAUUUGGUCUUUUUUUAAAGAAGUUCUGGCUUCACCAGUAACAGGCAGCUGGGAGGACUGGGAAGGGCUUUCCCUCAGCAUCACAGCACGGCCCCAGUUUUGGCAAACCAAAAUUCGCUUCGCACCCCAUCCGCAGCGGGGCAGGAAUCUGGACUUUUUUUUUUUUUUUUCUUGCUGCAUUUUUGAUAUAAUUUGAUAUUUGCGGGUUACUCGCAGCCCAUAACCCUUAUCCGUCAAGCCGAGAGCGAUCCCAGCACGAGGCUUGAGCCCGGGGUGAUUUUAAGGGCCACGCAGAACAACUAAAAUCCCCUAUAAAACCAAAUCGUGUGGCUCUGCCAAAUUAUUUCGCUCCUGGAUGGACGCGAGCCCUGCUGUUGAAGGGGACAGGGGAGGCGAAGCAGGAUUUGUCUAUACACGUGGUACUGGUGCUUGUCAACCUUUUUUUUUUUGUAAUUUUGUAUAUCCAAACAGAAUAUCAUUCCAGAACCUCUCUUCUCUCCUCCUGGAGCCUGUGUGAGGCUGGGGUGAUGGAAAAGCCCUUUCCUCUCCUGCUGGCAUCGUCCAUCCCCGGAGCGGGGGCCAACGCUUUACUUCCAACACCGGGUUUUCAGCCUCGUGCCCUGCGUCCUGGUAGCAAUGCUCAAAAACUUGCACUACUCAAAAACUUGUUUUUAGCUUUGUUUUCUUUUCCAGAACGCCCCCAGGCCUUUGCUGCCAGCUGAUCUUCGGGUCGCAGAGCCGGCGGGCCCCAAAUUUGCCGCUGGCCGUCCCGUUUUGCCCCCGCGUUGCCCAGCGUGGUUGUCCCUUGGGAAGGGCACGGAUGGGUUUUUGGUGAUGCUGAAGGUUCAGGUGGGCUCUCCGUGGGGUUUUCAGAAGUGAAAAGUGCUGCUUUGGGAAGUCCCCCGCCGCACCUCGCUGCGUUUUCCCUUCCCAAAUUUUAAGAGGCUUGAAGCAGCACCCGGAGCACGGACAUCAAACCCCAAAAAGGGGGAAUUUGUGGCUCCCUCAGCCCCCGUGCCUUCGCUCCCGCGACUCGGAGAGACCCAGAGGUUCUCCCUUCUUGCUUUCCGUGCCCUCCCUGCCCCGAAACGGAGGUGGGGGCCCUUUUUUGGGGCCCCAUCACUCAGGAAACCCAAAGCAGGGUGCAGCGUCCGACAAUCCGCACCAACCCCUCGCCCUUUUUCUGCUUCAGGUCGGGGUUUUUCUCGCUGCCGGGAGCCUGGGCUUGUGUAAAAAAAAAGGAAAUUUUCUGCUAAAGGUGAUUUUUCUAGGAAAAAUGUCAGUGACUCUGGAAUAAGCAGGCGUGCGUGGCGUGCUGGGUCCCCGGGUGCGACGGGGGCACGGUGGGACCCCCCAAAAUUUGGGGGAUGCUGCCCCUGCCACCCCCCAGCCCGUGCAGCGCCGCCUCCCCCAGGGAAUAGCACUUACUGCCAGGGUUUUCCUGCACAGGAAUGUUUUCGUAUCAGUGUUUUAUCCAGGGGGUGGGAGGCGCCUGCAGCUGAUUUUCCGAAGGCUUUUGCGGUACAGACGUAACUGGACAAAAUCGUCCUCUUGCUCGUGGCUCUUUCCUUUUUAUUCUCUUUUAUUUUAAUGGCAAAACUGGUGCAGGGUUGCUUUUUUUCUUUCAGUUUGGGACUAUUUCAUUGUUUUUUUUUUUACACUUUAAACCAGAAAAACCUUCUUAUCUUUCUGCAGCUCCCACAACGCCUGUCGGGUUGGCUGGCCUCUCAUUUUUUUUCGCUUUUCCCUCCUUUCCCAUCCCUUUUCUCAUCAUUUUUUUAACUCGCUUCCAACCAGCUCUUGACCAUCUUCCUGCUCUCAACCACCUCCUCUUCAGCCCCAGCCUGGAAACUCAGCUUGGAGAGUUUUCCCUGGUCCGCCUGCCUCCCACGUGUAUGUAUGUAUAUAGGAACCUCUUAAUUGGGCACUAAUUGGAGGCUGCUCUCCCUCUCCAGCCCGGCCACGGUGACACCCCGCUGCUGCCGAGGGUGCUUGCACCCCGAGAGGAAAACCCCAGCACAGGGUGGCCCCGCGCUGGCACCCAGCGCCCCGUCACCAUCAGGGGGUGACGUCGGGACGGGUGCCAGGCGGUGGUGGCACGGGGAAAAGGGGUUGGGGACGUUUGUCCCCGUGCUCCUGCGGGCCCCCGCUGCCCGGCCGGGCUGGGCUUGAUGCCGUAUCGGUGAAUUUUCUUGUCUUCUUCGGAGCUUUUUUCUCGGCUGUCUUCCAAGUAUUAUUUUUAUUGGGAAAAAAAAAAUAAUUAAAAAAAAUAAAAAAUAAAAAUGUGAAAUGUAAUUUUUACAGCAGCAAUAUGAAAUAUAUUUUAUAAGAAAUAAAAAGAAAAGUUGCCUGAC
Messenger RNA from Anas platyrhynchos (mallard), 4738 nucleotides. It is a transcript of the gene ZNF395, whose product is annotated as zinc finger protein 395. NCBI's taxonomy places the organism in Eukaryota, Metazoa, Chordata, Aves, Anseriformes, Anatidae. Gene Ontology annotation, biological process: regulation of transcription by RNA polymerase II. Gene Ontology annotation, molecular function: RNA polymerase II cis-regulatory region sequence-specific DNA binding; DNA-binding transcription factor activity. Gene Ontology annotation, cellular component: nucleus. The record is from RefSeq and is a predicted model, not a curated record.